AUGAAGCAGAUUGAUAGAUUAUAUAUUAGUGAUUGCAACUCUCUUACCUCCUUGCCUAUUUGCACUCUGCCGAGUACCUUGAAGACAAUAUCGAUACAUCGUUGCUGGAAAUUGAAAUUGGAGGCACCGCAUGGUAGUAAGAUGAAUUCUAACAUGUUUCUGGAGGAAUUGACACUGGAUGAAUGUGAUUCUAUAUCAUCACCUGAAUUGGUCCCAAGAGCACGCAAUUUUUAUGUAGAGAGUUGCCAAAACCUUACUAGGUUUUUGAUUCCUAAUGGGACUGAAAGACUCAGUCUUUGGUAUUGUGAGAAUCUCAAAAUACUUUCGGUGGCAUGUGGGACCCAGAUGAUGUCAUUGAAUAUCCUUCCAUCUCUUAAGGAACUGCGACUGUCUCGUUGUCCAGAAAUAGAGUCCUUUCCUGAUGGAGGAUUGCCCUUCAAUUUACAACUCCUUGAGAUCAGUUAUUGCGAGAAACUGGUGAACGGCCGAAAGGAGUGGCGUCUACAGACACUCCCCUCUCUCAGAGAGUUGGAGAUCCGCCACGAUGGCAGUGACGAAGAGAUUGUUGGCGGUGAGAAUUGGGAGAUGCCUUGCUCAAUUCAAAGGCUUACCAUAGACAAUCUGAAAACAUUUAGCAGCCAGGUUCUCAAAAGCCUCACCUCUCUUGAAUAUCUAUCUACUUAUGAUUUACCUCAAAUUCAGUCACUGCUGGAACAAGGGCUUCCCUCCUCUCUUUCCGAGCUACAUUUAGGAGGCCAUGGUGAGCUCCAUUCACUACCGACUGAAGGUCUUCAGCAACUUACUUCGCUUCAAAGUCUAGAGAUCAGAAAUUGCCAUCAACUCCACUCACUUCCUGAAUCAGUGCUUCCCUCCUCCCUCUCUGAGCUGACCAUCGAGGGUUGCGCUAAUCUCCAAUCACUUCCCGAAUCAGCUCUGCCCUCCUCCCUCUCUGAGCUGACCAUCUGGAAUUGCCCUAAUCUCCAAUCACUUCCUGAAUCAGGGUUUCCCUCCUCCCUCUCUAAACUAUAUAUUGACGAUUGCCCAUUGCUCGAACCACUCAUAAAAUUUGAC
This is a messenger RNA of Capsicum annuum, 1071 nucleotides long. Its product is annotated as putative disease resistance protein At3g14460. The transcript has a single exon. Lineage: Eukaryota; Viridiplantae; Streptophyta; Magnoliopsida; Solanales; Solanaceae. The record is from RefSeq and is a predicted model, not a curated record. The annotation marks the transcript as partial.